Messenger RNA from Coregonus sp. 'balchen', 20405 nucleotides. The record is from the annotation of a GenBank genome assembly. NCBI's taxonomy places the organism in Eukaryota, Metazoa, Chordata, Actinopteri, Salmoniformes, Salmonidae.
AUGUCUCGUGCCCGCCAGCCCCCCCUGGUCACGGGCAUCUCGCCCAAUGAGGGCACCUCAUGGACCAAGGUCACCAUCCGAGGAGAGAACCUGGGCACGGGUACCGCUGACCUCGUUGGUACGACACACACAUGUAUACAUGAAAGCAAGGACUUGCACACACACAUACAUACAGUGAGGGAAAAAAGUAUUUGAUCCCCUGCUGAUUUUGUACGUUUGCCCACUGACAAAGAAAUGAUCGGUCUAUAAUUUUAAUGGUAGGUUUAUUUGAACAGUGAGAGACAGAAUAACAACAAAAAAAUCAUGAAAAACGCAUGUCAAAAAUGUUAUAAAUUGAUUUGCAUUUUAAUGAGGGAAAUAAGUAUUGGACCCCCUCUCAAUCAGAAAGAUUUCUGGCUCCCAGGUGUCUUUUAUACAGGUAACAAGCUGAGAUUAGGAGCACUCCCUUAAAGAGUGUGCUCCUAAUCUCAGCUUGUUACCUGUAUAAAAGACACCUGUCCACAGAAGCAAUCAAUCAAUCAGAUUCCAAACUCUCCACCAUGGCCAAGACCAAAGAGCUCUCCAAGGAUGUCAGGAACAAGAUUGUAGACCUACACAAGGCUGGAAUGGGUUACAAGACCAUCACCAAGCAGCUUGGUGAGAAGGUGACAACAGUUGGUGCGAUUAUUCGCAAAUGGAAGAAACACAAAAUAACUGUCAAUCUCCCUCGGCCUGGGGCUCCAUGCAAGAUCUCACCUUGUGGACUUGCAAUGAUCAUGAGAACGGUGAGGAAUCAGCCCAGAACUACACGGGAGGAUCUUGUCAAUUAUCUCAAGGCAGCUGGGACCAUAGUCACCAAGAAAACAAUUGGUAACACAUUACGCCGUGAAGGCCAAAAAUCCUGCAGCGCCCGCAAGGUCCCCCUGCUCAAGAAAGCACAUAUACAGGCCCGUCUGAAGUUUGCCAAUGAACAUCUGAAUGAUUCAGAGGAGAACUGGGUGAAAGUGUUGUGGUCAGAUGAGACCAAAAUCGAGCUCUUUGGCAUCAACUCAACUCACCGUGUUUGGAGGAGGAGGAAUGCUGCCUAUGACCCCAAGAACACCAUCCCCACCGUCAAACAUGGAGGUGGAAACAUUAUGCUUUGGGGGUGUUUUUCUGCUAAGGGGACAGGACAACUUCACCGCAUCAAAGGGACGAUGGACAGGGCCAUGUACCGUCAAAUAUUGGGUGAGAACCUCCUUCCCUCAGCCAGGGCAUUGAAAAUGGGUCGUGGAUGGGUAUUCCAGCAUUACAAUGACCCAAAACACACGGCCAAGGCAACAAAGGAGUGGCUCAAGAAGAAGCACAUUAAGGUCAUGGAGUGGCCUAGCCAGUCUCCAGACCUUAAUCCCAUAGAAAAUCUGUGGAGGGAGCUGAAGGUUCGAGUUGCCAAACGUCAGGCUCGAAACCUUUAAUGACUUGGAGAAGAUCUGCAAAGAGGAGUGGGACAAAAUCCCUCCUGAGAUGUGUGCAAACCUGGUGGCCAACUACAAGAAACAUCUGACCUCUGUGAUUGCCAACAAGGGUUUUCCCACCAAGUACUAAGUCAUGUUUUGCAGAGGGGUCAAAUACUUAUUUCCCUCAUUAAAAUGCAAAUCAAUUUAUAACAUUUUUGACAUGCGUUUUUCUGGAUUUUUUUUAUUUAAUUAUGUCUCUCAUUGUUCAAAUAAACCUACCAUUAAAAUUAUAGACUGAUCAUAUCUUUGUCAGUGGGCAAACGUACAACAUCAGCAGGGGAUCAAAUACUUUUUUCCCUCACUGUAUGGGUAUGGUCUAUUUGAAUAUAGGCCUACCGCAGCUCUGAUUGGUUAUGCCACACCGGUCUGUGUAGAGUACGUGCAAUAGAAUCCUACUCUGAUGCGUUCUACAACAAAAUCUUGCAUAGUUUGUUUUGUUUCGGUAUGUUGCAUUGAAAGUGGCUAAUAUUGCGUUGAUUCAAUCACAAUUGCCACACACAGUAAAGGGAAACGUUGAUAGUGUUAACUAACAGGGAACCUGCGUGGCAGGUCUCGGGCUACUGCGCUCAGCUUAGAGGGAACAUCGGUCAAGUGUAAAUAUGAGUCUGAAAUCCAGUUGUUUGGAAACAACCUACAUGCCGGAAUCCCACACAGCCGACAACCUGGCCAAAGCCCUGCAUUCGGGAUGGCUAGACUGGGCCCUUGACGAAAAUAAAUGGUCCUAUAUCACCACAGACAACAGGGGCCAACAUUGUGGCUUCCGUGAGGCAACUAAACUGGCCUUGGCUAAUUUGCUUUGGCCACAAUCGCCAUCUCAUCGUCACCAACGGCAUGAACAGCAAAAAUCACACGCACAGGCUGGGCUCUAGGCCUAUGUAGAACUCUGGUGGGCACUUUUUCAUAGAGCUGGCAAAAAAAGAGGGCCCUACUGAAGGCUUAGACGGAGCUGAACCUCCCAAAUAACAGCCUCAUUGUGGUGAGAAAUUAAGUUUGAUAUAGCCUAUUCAAUGUUUAAAGACUAAGCUAUGCCAGGGAUGGGCAACUGGCGGGUCCCCCUUUUGAAGCCCCUAGGAUCACAAAAAAUACAUAUAUACAGUACCAGUCAAAAGUUUGGACACACCUAUUCAUUCAAGGUUUGACUGGUAGCGUAUACUACUCAUUCAAGGGUUUUUCUUUAUUUUUACUAUUUUCUACAUUGUAGAAUAAUAGUGAAGACAUCAAAACUAUGAAAUAACACAUAUGGAAUCAUGUAGUAACCAAAAAGGGAAACCCCUUCAAGACUGUUGAAAAGCAUUCCAGGUGAAGCUGGUUGAGAGAAUGUCAAGAGUGUGCAAAGCUGUCAUCAAAUGUCAAAUAUAUUUUUUUGGUUACUACAUGAUUCCAUAUGUGUUAUUUCAUAGUUUUGAUGUCUUCACUAUUAUUCUACAAUGUAAAAAAAUUGUAAAAAUAAAGAAAAACCCUUGAAUGAGUAGUAUACGCUACCAGUCAAACUUUUGACUGGUAGCAUAUAUAUUUAUAUAUUUGAGUUACUUAAUUGUUUUUUACUCAGUCUGGGUCUCAACUUACUGUUGCAAGUUAGAAUAGUAGAAUACAAAAGGUGCAAUUUAGAAAUUUGGUCAUGCAUCAGCAGUUUUUCUCUUGUUAUGUUUUGAUUGGUAAGUUAGUCUAGCAGCCAGCUAUCUAAAUUAAGUAAUAAUGGUCGAAUUACUGCCCUGGGGCCCCCAUUGAUAUUGUUAGUCAGUCUCACUCAUAUAUCAUAUUAAAAUCUGCAAACAGCACAUUUUCCUCUCUGCCGCAUGGCAAAAUGAGUAGAAUUGCAUGAAAGUAGUUAUAAAAUUGCAAAAUCUUCCCACUGCCCCCAUGGCAAAAUGUGUAGAAUUACAGCACACUUGCUUUAAAACUGCUAAACGUUUUCUCCUCCCCAUGGCAAAAUGUUUAGAAUUGCAGCAAACCUGCUUUAAAACUGCUACAUUUUCUCUAUUAACUCUAAAAUGUAAAGAAUGUCUCUGCGCUGUCAAGAGGGGGGCUGAUAAAAAUGUGGUAUGCAGACACGCAAGCAUUUCAGAUUUUUUGUGGCCCCCACCCCAGAAAAGUUGCCCAUCCCUGAGCUAUGCUAUGUUAAAUUAUUGUUCACAUAGAAUUAUGUUAUUCAAAUGCACUAGCAAAAAAACAAACAAGAAAAGGCUAAUUUCAUUGUGAAAAUACAAUUGGCCUAUAGUAAUGCAACAUUAAAUCAUUCAAUGUUGGAUUACCGUAGGCCCAUUGUAUUUUAAUAACAACAUUUGCCUCUUUGUUUGUUUAUCCUGCCAAUCAAAUGUUUUAUUCCAAAGCAUUGUUUAACUAGGUGGGGAACCAAACCGAAAAUGGUAGAUAGGGUUUUGGAGCAAGCAACAGCCAUUGAACGAGUCCUGGUCUCGUAUCGUAAACAUAAUCACCUCAUCCUCAAAUGGCAGGACAAAGACAUCUUGUCAUCAGUCCAAGCAGCACUGAAACCUGUUGCUAACUUCACUGAUGUUCUCUCGGGUGAGAGUUACGUCCUGUCUCGUGUUCCAGUUACUGACGGGAGAUCUGCACAAGCCGACCUCUUCAACGACACCGACCUAACACAAAGCCUCAAAAGGAAGAUGUCCAGAAGAUGUCUCGAGGAAAAGUACAGCCUACCGGAAAUAAAAAUAACUUUUGUCCAAGUCUUCCCUCCUCGACCCAAGAUACAGAGGCAAAGGGGAUGAUUUGAACGAGAUGAAAGAAGCACUCCUGAAAGAGAUUGUGGAAGCAGGCUGGUGGUGCUACUGCUGCUAUUGCAACUGAGAGAGAUGAUGACUCGAACGAUGGUGCGAGUGCGCCACCGUCUGCCAAGAAAAGGAAUUUAGGGGAUCUCCUCCAGAAGCGAAGGGCCCAAAACACUGCCCUUGUACCCCUCAGAGUCCGUGCAGACACCGAACUGACUCACUACCUGCAGGAACAGCCUGACCCAACAGAUAAUCCCCUGACCUGGUGGUGAGACAACCAGACUCUCUAUCCAUUGAUGUCGAAGCUGGCACGCAGAUGCAUGUGUAUUUGCGCCAGGAGCACCGCAUCAGAGCGAAUGUUCCGCUUGUGCCUCAAGCCGGACAAAGUCAAUAUGCUCGUGUUCCAUGCACGGAACCUGGAGCUGGAGGUAGAAGAUAAUGUGUAGUUUGUAUUUUACCAGGUGUCGCUGUUUGCUGUAAAAUAGCACCAUUUUUUUAUUCUAUAUUUAUUUAAUUAUACUGUUAAUAUUUGCUCUUACCUAUUUAUGUCGCUGCUGUUAGUGGUAAUUUAUUGUAGAAGUGCUAGCCUAUGGCACUUUAGUAGACAAAAAUAUAGUUUGUGUACACAUUCUAUAAUACAAUGCAGGUUUUUAUUGCUUUAUGUUAAAUAAAUGUAUCUUCUAAAAAAAGGGUUGGGUGUCUGUGUGUCUGACAAUUAAUUAAUUAUUCAACAGCAAGAGCAAGACAGUUAGGCCUAUAUCCGUUAAUGUUGUGCCCCCCGCUGUCGGUUAUGUCGAUAACUGCGGACAUAUGACACGCCAACCACGACACCUGAAAUUCCAUGACCGUCACAGUACUAACACACACACACACACACACACACACACACACACACACACACUCUCACACACACACACACACACUGUUAUUUGCAUUCGACUUCCAACAGUCAAAUCACUUCCUAUAAUGUCAAGUCUCCCACUUUUCUGUAAUGGUAAUCUCAAAUUUUGCCAGUGUGUGAAUUCAUUGCUCCAGUUGUUUUUGAUGCAUACAAUUAUUCUGUUUGGUAUGUGAAUGUUUUCACUGGCACUGACAAUAUUUGUUUGUGUGUGUGAGAGAGUGUGUUAGACAGAGUGUAUGAUAGAGAAUGUGUAAGUAAGUCUGUGUGCAGUAGAGUUCAUGCCGUUAUGACCCAGGCUUGGCUAGAGCCUUGCUAGCCUACAGUCUACCACAGAACUCACUGGACCAGUUAGCGGUGGUCCGGCUCUGCUUACAUUACACAGAGUGUUUGUUGCUGUUUAUCAAAUAAAUGGUUGGAAAACACCUUUUUAUGAAUCUAGAUUAGAUUAAAUAACUUUUUGUUUCGUUUAACCGAAUGAAUUGAAUACAUCCAAGAUAAUGAGUUUUAAACAACAUUGGUUAAGUGAAAAAUGUAAUACUAUAACAUUAUUUUAGAACAUAAUUUAACUACAUUUAAAAUAUGUGAUUUUAUAUGCUAAAGAAAAUUAUUAGAUAUCUGAAUAAUAUUGAAUUGCAUGCCUUUAGCAGAGAUUUUUCUGUCAUUGUAAUCAUUGGGCGGGCCACCUAAGUGUGUAAAAAAAGAAAUAAUAUUGUUUUAAAUACAUUUUCAGGAUGGAAAAACUUUUUCAUUGUAAACUUAAACAACUAAAAUCAGAUAUAAAGUAUGUAGAAAACGUAAUAGACCUAUAUUUUUUAAAUAAUCUUUGAGAACUAACAAUCACCAAAGUAAAAGCUAGGGAGAAUUGAAAAUUCCAAUAGCAGUAAUGAUUUUGUUAUGCUUGUGCAUAAGAACACAGCAUUAGCCAUGGCAAAAUGCAUAGAAUUGCAAGAAAUUGGCUUAAAAAAUAAAUCUAAAAUCUACACCACCUUUUCAAAUGUUCUCAAGAAAUUCAGCUGUGCCGACACGCCCCAUGCCACGCCCACCACCUAAGCCCCUUUUUGAUCCAGAAACAAACCUUGUUUGGUAUUUGUUAAUUUAAUUUCACUCUGCAUUUAAUAAGAUUUAAAAAAGGCCAGUCUGCAGUUGGGUUCUGACGGGGUGUGGCAGUUGAACUAAGCUCAUGAGGCAUUUAUAGGUUAUAUUCUUCAAGAAUCAAUGGGUAUAUAUCAUUUAUUUACAAGUCAAAAAAUGUAUGUAGCAACUGCAGAUUGCCCUUUUUAAAUCUAUGUAUUUUAACAUUGAAAUAAGGUAGGAUAUAUGUACGCCUAAAUAUUGUUAGGUUAACUUCUAAUAACUGGACAAUAGCUUAAUUAUUAUCUAGAACAUCAACAUUUACCAAGCCCUUUUUUGUCUGGAAUAUUAUAGCCAUAACAGGAAAUGACUGUGAAUAGGAAUAUCAGUGAACACGAUUUGUUUAACUGCAGUGCAGAUAAUACAUGUUAUUAAGUAGAACAGAUUGUUGGCUAAAAUACUUAUCAUGUUAAUAAUUUUAUCUAAAUACUGCAUGUCAUGUUUUUGAUCUGAAUUGAAUUGCCAAAAAGUACAAGAUGUUUUAUAAUUGAUAAUCUGUUUCACAUAAUUAUUUUUUGAACAGAACUUUAAAAACAGAACACAUUUUUUAAAAAGCCAAACAUCUGUGGCCAUGAUUUUUUACUUUGCGAAAGAGUAGCGCUAGUGAAACAAAAAGAAACACCACUACCCCAUUUCUUGUUUCUGCAUUUUAUGAACAUAAUGUAAACAUAAAACAGUUGUAUUUGAAUAUACAUGUCCAACUUUUUUAUAUUGUCAAAAUGUCACCAAUUAGAAUAUGCCUAGAAUUUCAGUGUGUUAUUUUCAACAAUUAAAAUCAAAACACCCGCGAAAGAAAAGCCCGGAAACAUGGCCUCACACAUACUGUUGUGCACUUGGCAGGCGGAGUCCUGGCCAAUCGUUUGGAUCUAUUUCUGACCACUAAUGUCCCCAGAGCAUAGAAUUAGCUUACUUAAUUAAUUACUGUAUAUGUUAGAUAGCAAAAAAAUUGUGUUUUGUGCAUAUUUAUGUAUUCAAACAAAAUGACCAGUAUAGUACAGAGGCAGGAAAUGUGCUUUAAUUUAAUAGCCGUAUUAUUAUUCACAGUUUGUUUCAAGGAUUCUUUUUUAAUCAUCUCUCACAGGCUUUUAUGAUGUUGGAUUACACAUGUCUGACGCUGUCGAGUUCCAUCUAGUCAGAUAAAUCAGAGGAAGGGGUUUUGCUCUCUCUACUCUCUCUCUCUCUCUCUCUCUCUCUCUCUCUCUCUCUCUGCCUCUCUCUCUCUCCUCUCUAAACUCUCUCUCUUUAUUCCAGUGUUCAGACUGACAAGGAGAAGGGAAGAGAGAAAGAGUGUAAAAGUACAGUAAAUAUAUAUUUAUUGAGCCACUUAGCAGUGAAGUCACAGCACUCUGUGUGGACAGAAUGAUGACGCUUUGAGAGACUCAUGUCAGGGCCACCCACAGGACUGACUGGACCUGGCCUGAACUUUGACACAAAUAGCAGUUUAAUAAACCUGUCAUUAGGGGUCAAUGUGUCAUGCCGUUUCUCUCAGUGUGUCUCUAUGUUAUUACUUGUUUGUUUGUCCUGUUGCUGUAAGCGUGCCUAUAUAUUUGAUUAGCCUCACCUCUCUCUCUCUCUCUCUCUCUCUCUCUCUCUCUCUCUCUCUCUCUCUCUCUCGCUCUCUCGCUCUCUCGCUCUCUCACUCUCUCUCUCUCUCUCUCUCUCAGGUCUGUCCAUAUGUGGUCACAACUGCUUGCUGACGGCUGAGUGGAUGUCAGCCAGUAAGAUAGUGUGUCGUGUGGGCCCAGCCAAAGACGAUAAGGGAGAGAUCAUCGUCACCACCAAGUCAGGAGGCAACGGCACCUCCACCGUCUCCUUCAAACUGCUCAAGGCUGAGAAGAUUGGUAAGAUACUCCUGCUGCCCUCGGCGACCACGCCAGCUCUAAUAUAAAUCUACAAACACAUCUCUCGCUCUCUUUGUCAAUCAUCAGAUUAACUCUAGAACAACUACUCCGUUGCACUAGAACAGACAAUCUUCCUCAGUUUUUCCAACCUGAGGCAGCUGGGAAAUAAAGUAUGGCAACACACCACAAACUCAUACUAUAUUGUCCUGUGUUGCUUUACAAACUGUAUAGUAGCUCUGUCAGGUACUAUAAUUGAGUGUGUGUGAUCUGGGCUGUCCCUCAGUGAUAAUGUGUUUCCGGGGUGUCUGUGCUGUAGGUAUCCUGGACCAGUCUGCUGUGUGGGUGGAUGAGAUGAACUAUUAUGACAUGAGAACCGACCGCAACAAAGGCAUCUCCCCCCUCUCCCUACGACCCAGCAAUCCACUAGGCAUCGACAUUGACAAGUAGGGGCGCACACACACACACACGCACACACACACACACACACACACACACACACACACACACACACACACACACACACACACACACACACACAUACAUACAUACAUACACAUAUACACACAGGCUUAAGUCAUUAAGUCUAACAAACAAACAAUCCCCAUGUGGAGUUGUUUGAAAUGUUAUGCCAACACAGCAAUGGCUCAACUGGCUUUAACCGCUGCACAAAGGCACUGGAAACACCAUAAUUGUGUUUAAAGGAGAGGAAAGAGUUGAAAAGAAAGAGUGCAACCCACUACACAUGACCAUAGCAGGCAGGCCGUAUGGUGUGGCUUCUGCCUCCCACGCGCCUGGCAGAGAAAGCACAGUCUGUAAUGUAAUGUUUACUUUGUAUAGUUUAGUUCUGGUAUGUCUGUGCUCUAGGCCCUCUGAUGUGUGUUCUGUUUAGAGGGGCCAGGGGAUCCAGGGGGCAAGUGACCGCUCGUGGCCAGGGAGGAGAGCCCCUGACUGGGCUGCAAACCCUCCAUGUCCAGGGUCACUUUCCUGGGCCUACUGGUAGGCUACUAUUACCCAGUCAGUUAACUCUAACUGAGAAAGCGUGGUGUCUUCUCUUCAUGUUGAUAACCACAUAGUCGAAAAUGGUCACACGCACACAUGCACACUGCACAGUACACACACACACAUCACAUUAAUGAAUGUAGCCAAUGUCGUUUACUAUAGAGACGGUGGCUAGCUGUCCAAACUAGAAAUAGCUGACCAGGAGAAGUAGAGCGGACGGAGUCAGACAACAUUUUUAGUUAUACAGUUGAAGUCGGAAGUUUACAUACACCUUAGCCAAAUACAUUUAAACUCAGUUUUUCACAAUUCCUGACAUUUGAUCCUAGUAAAAAUUCCCUGUCUAUUUUCAAAGGAUACAGCUAAGAACAUUAACAACUUCAUAGUUAAGAACACUAUAACAAUAUGGAAGAAAAUGAAACGCAUCCCUAUGGAACAGUCCUUGGAAAGAUUUUCAGAAUUCACCGAUAAAUUGGCAUACAUGUAAAACUAAAAGCAUAGAAACUGAAAAUGACUUGGUAGUAGGAAAUACAAUUAUUUCCAUGACAAAAUUAAAAAGCCAUGUUGGACUGACCAAUGUAGACAUUUUUAAAUGCAAGCAAACUAAACGUUUUAAAUCACAACAUUUUGAUUUGAAAUAUUUUGGACAUCAGAGCAAUGUUGAGGGAAUCCUAUUUGAGUCAGAAAAGGAUAUAACUAUGAUAGGUAAGACAUAAAAAAACCUUGCAGAGAGCCUAUCCAACUGACAAUCCAACUGACAAAAUAUAAACUAUUGGGACCAAGACUUAAAAAUAACUGAGAUUGUCACACGAUGGAGGGUGUGCUGGAACAUAAUUAACGAAAUUACAGUUAACUGAAAUGUCCGCUUAAUCCAGUAUAGACAAAUGUAUAUUUAUAAAAAAUUCACAAAUUCUACAGUACAACAGCAGAGUCAUGUCUUAAGUGUAAAAUUAAUAAUGACUCACUAAUUCUUGCCUUCUGGGAAUGCUAUGAAGUCCAAAAGUUAUGGGUGGACUUAAAGUUGGCUGUCAGAUGUUUUACAAUGUAGAUGUACUUUUAAUCUGUCUAUCUGCAUAUUUCAAGACUUGGCAUAUGAGGGUGCGGUGAGAUACCAAAUGGAUUGGACCAUACUUUUCUUGUCAAUCAUUUUGAGAAAAAAAAUACUUAAAAACUGGAAAUCAAAUGAUCCUCCAUCGUUAAGACAGUGGAAGAAUCAAAUGCAUUAUAAUUUCAAUAUUGAAAAUGUGUGGGCGACAGCGAAAAACAGAAUAGCUAAAUUUGAGCCCAUAUGGCAUAGAGUCUUACAAGCACUGGAGAUAGAUGCGGUGGUAUCAUGUGGGUCUGGGCAGGUGUGAUGUCGGUGAUGUUUCUGUGUGUUUUUUGUCUAUACACUACUGGUCAAAAGUUUUAGAACACCUACUCAUUCAAGAGUUUUUCUUUAUUUUUACUAUUUUCUACAUUGUAGAAUAAUAGUGAAGACAUCAAAACUAUGAAAUAACACAUGGAAUCGUGUAGUAACCAAAAAAGUAACCUGUCUGUCUGUGUAGAGCAGAGCAAAGCAGCAGAGCCGAAACAUGUUAAAGCAGGCUUUGAUACUUUGGCAGGUAUGGAUAACUGAACAGGCUGAGAAAGUUCUCUCUCUCUCUCUUUUACUCUCUUUCUAUCUCUCUCUCUGUUUCUCUCUCGCUCUCUUUCGAGAUACAUAUGUAUAAAUGUAAUAUGCCACUUAAAGCAGACGCUUUGUAAAGCGCCUAACAGUACAGUGAGUACAUUUUUAGUAUGUGUGUAGAUGAUCUUUGUGGUAAUUCAGUCCGCAGCCUGUACAUUGCUAGCGCCACACUCUUACCAACUGAGCCACACCGUUACAAGAAGAGCACCGGUACUGUGAGACGAAAGUGUGGUGAAAGUGGUUUGAGAGGUUAAUUGAUGUUAACCUUCCAUGAUGAUGCAGUUUCACCCUCUCUUUCGCCCACUUCUUUCCCAUGACAACCCAUCUUUACUGAUCGACUCUGAGAUCAUUCUGCUCUGUGUCAUGUGUGCUUGUGUGUGUAUGUCUAUAUGUGUGUGUGUGUGUGUGUGUGUGUGUGUGUGUGUUCGCACCUGCGUGCAUCCGUAUGUGUGUGUGUGUAUUUAUCCCCUCAGGGCUCAGUGUGCUCCAGUACAGGACAGUAGAGACUGGGUGGGUGGUGGGUUUGGUUUAGAGUUUAGUUUGUGUAGCCCACGGGUCAUUACCACAGAUCAAACCUUCCUAACAAGCUCUGGGUCCUCCAGGGGCUCCAGGGGCGCCCAGGCAUCACACACUGCUCUUCCGAUGCCCAGGCCUUCCUCCUUGGGCACGGCCUGGCCUCACACUGACCCUGCUGGAGGACUUUAUACCAACACCCCCAACUCACCUUUCAACUUAUUACAUUAUAGAAUGAAAUUCUUGUUAUUUUGUACAAUGUAACUGGUAAAUAUUCUUUCUUAUUUGAGUAACUAUGUACAGUUGCAAGCAUUCCCUCUAAUUCAGUGUUGGUGUAGAUUGUUCAAGUUCAAGUUUCAACUUUAUUGUCAAAGAGCGAAAUGGUUUUUGCAGCAUAAUACAUAAUAAUACAUGCCUUUUAGCAGACACUUUUAACUGAAAGUGACUUACAGUCAUACAUGCAUCCAUUUUACAUAUGGGUGGCCCCGGGAUUUGAACCCUACAAUCCUGGCAUUGUAAGCACCAUACUCUACCAACUGAGCCAUACAGGGACCACAGCAUGAUCAUACAUAGGAGACAUAAAAUAUAAAUUUAACAGGGUUUCCAAAGUAAUCUCUUUUAUAUGUGUGUUUUCUCCCUCAGGGGUAAGGUCCCUCUGAAAGAUCUGGAGGCCAUGUUUUCAGGUGUGAGUGGAGAGUUCACCAGCGAGAACUUCUCAGCUACCUGGUACCUUAUCGAGAACCACUCUGUCACCAGGUAGGUCAGACCGACAUCUUUCUCCUGUACCAGCCAAUCACAACCAUCUUUCUCCUGUACCAGCCAAUCACAACCAUCUUUCUCCUGUACCAGCCAAUCAGACAGGACACCUUCCCAACUACAGUGCCUUCAGAAAGUAUUCACACCCCUUGACUUUUUCCACAUUUUGUUGUGUUACUAAUUGCGAUUAAAGUGGACUCCAAUGUCAAAGUGGAAGAAUAAUUCAAAAACAAUUUUUAAGAUGAAUGACAAAUAAAACAGUUAUCUUGAUUAGAUACAGUAAGUAUUCAACACCCUGAGUCAAUAGCUGUUAGAAUCACAUUUGGGUAAGUCUCUAAGUCACACCUGGAUUGUACAACAUUUGCCCAUUAUUCUUUUUAAACUCUUCGAGCUGUGUCAAGUUGGUUGUUGAUCAUUGCUAGACAGCCAUUUUCAAGUCUUGCCAUAGAUUUUCAAGCCGAUUUAAGUGAAAACUGCAACAACGCCACUCAGGAACAUUCAAUUUCAUCUUGGUUAGCAACUCCAGUGAAUAUUUGGCCGUGAAUCUUAGGUUAUUGUACUACUGAAAGGUGAAUUUGUCUCCCAGUGUCUGUUGGAAAGCAGACUGAACCAGGUUUUUCUCUAGGAUUUUGCCUGUGCUUAGCUCUAUUGUGUUUAUUUUUGUCCUAAAAUUAACCUCUAAUCCUUGCCGAUGACAAGCAUACCCGUAACAUGAUGCAGCCACGACCAUGCUUGAAAAUAUGUGGUACUCAGUGAUGUGUUUUGUUGUAUUCAGGACAAACGUUUAUUUCUUUGCCACAUUUUUUGCAGUAUUACUUUAGUGCCUUAUUGUCGAACAGGAUGCAUGUUUUGGAAUAUUUUUAUUCUGUACAGGCUUCCUUCUUUUCACUCGAUCAUUUAUGUUAGUAUUGUGGAGUAACUACAAUGAUGUUUGAUCCAUCCUCAGUUUUCUCCUAUCACAGCCAUUAAACUCUGUAACUGUUUUAAAGUCACCACAGGCCUCAUGGUGAAAUCCCUGAGGGGUUUUCUUCCUCUCCGGCAACUGAGUUAGGAAGGACGACUGAGUGUAUUGAUACACCAAUCAAAGUGUAAUUAAUAACUUCACCAUGCUCAAAGGGAUAUUCAGUGUCUGCUUUUUGAAAUGUUUACCCAUCAACCAAUAGGUGCCCUUCUUUGCGAGGCAUUGGAAAACCUUCCUUAUCUUUGUGCUUGAAUUUGUGCUUGAAAUUCACUACUCGACUGAGGGACCUUACAGAUAAUUGUAUGUGUGGGGUACAGAGAUGGGGUAAUCGGUCAAAAAUCAUGUUAACCACUAUUAUUGCACAGGGAGUCAAUGCAACUUAUUAUGUGACUUAUUAAGCAAAUCUUUACUCCUGAAUGUAUUUAUGCUUGCCAUAACAAAGGGGUUGAAUACUUAUUGACUCAAUACAUUUCACCUUUAAAUGUUUUUUGUUGUUUGUAAACAUUUCUAAAAACAAAUUCCACUUUGACAUUGUGGGGUAUUGUGUGUAGGCCAGGGACACAAAAUCUAAAUGUAAUUCAUUUUAAAUUCAGCCUGUAACACAACAAAAAGUCCAGGGGUGUGAAUACUUUCUGAAGGCACUGUAACUUCUUUAUGAACGUCAGCCCAAACUACUAGUCACAAACAUAUACAGUAAUCCUAUAUGUUUUCUUUGUCAGCAGCAUAGUUCAACUAUUGAAACUAAUGCAGUGACUUGAGACAACAAAACCUUUUAAUGUUGUCUUUUACAUGCUUCUCAGCCCUUCCAAUCUAUCCACUAACCCAGAAACAGAUUUAGUCUGUAAGCAAAUACAAUCUACCUCCAUUCCCUCUUGAUUUUUGACCCCUGACUUGGCACAAGAAAACUUUGGACAUGUGAAGGAAGUGUCCUUUCUCUUGUUGACCUCUAACCCCUUGUCUUUGUCAUACUAGGACAGUGUUUAUCAGCCUGUCUGUCAGGUUAUUAUUAGUCUCUCCUGGUUUCCUCUCCGUCAUCUGUCAUGGUUCCCCUCCAACUAACCCCAGUCUAACGGUUGGAUCCUGCCUAGUCCUGGCUAGCUACUGCAGGACUGCAGAGUCCACUGUGUUGGGUUGUUUUUGAUUGACAGGGCCUGUGUUUCUUCCUCCAGAGGAAACCUCCAUUCACUCCCAGAGGACACACACACACCCUCCUGCGGACACUCAAACUCACACUCACUCAUGCAUGGCGUUAAUGCCCUCUGUUACACACACAAAAGCAUACGCACACACAACUCCUCUGACUGAUGGGACCCCCUCCCCUCUCUCUCUAUCUCUCGCCCCCCUCUCAGUUUUGACCAGUUGCGUAUAGCAGCCAGUAACCUGAAGAAGCAGGCCACUAAGAAGAAUGAGGGCAGUCUGGCCUAUGUGAAGGGAGGCCUCAGCACCUUCUUCGAGGCUCAGGACGCUCUCGCAGGUAAGAUACUGUACACAGUACACCAAUACUACACAGAGAGUGUGUGGUACACAGUACCCCAAUACUACACAGAGAGUGUGUGGUACACAGUACACCAAUACUACACAGAGAGUGGCUAGCCAACCACAACACACCGAAUUCACUUUCAUUAAAACUACGUCAGCUCUCGACUGUCAUUCACACUACUUGCACGGUAGCAGGCACAGGCAGGGCCAUGAGGCAAUCUGUACUGCUGCUCUGCUGUGUCCUUAUAGAGCCUUAGAGUGGAGUGUGCUGAUGCGUUACAAAUUAUAAUUAUAAUUGUUAUUAUACAUACACACUUACAUUUGCCUCUCACUAUAUACACAAAUACACAGACACGUACAGAACGUGCACAUACUGGACAGACAUCCUGCACACGUAUACUGAUGCACACGUAUACUGAUCCCCCCCACACACACACACCGUCUCCCAUGGCCUUUAUGAUCCACUCUCUGAAAACUCGGAGGUAACAUUGUGACUGCUGUCGCUCUGCCAGGUAGUUCAGUCAAAUCAAUUGUUCAACUGUAUCAUUCAUAUUUUUGUCUGUUUACUCUUAUUUCCCCUCAUAACCACUCAGUUACUUCCCCGUACUAUUUAUAUGCCUCUGUGAUUAUUAUUAUUGCUUUCCUAAUGUAAUGUGUGUGCCCGGCAGGAGCGGGGGGUCCGAGGCAAUGUUUUCAUUGUUAGCAACUGAAUGUAAAUGAACGGAGCAGGGCCACACAAUGCAGGCCAGAGUACAGGGAUGAUAGCGACCCUAAUAUGACCGAGGGGAACAAUACAGACCUUUUCUCACGUUCACCAAACUAAGGGUGCCCAAUAUGCACCCAAUGGGAAGCACAAGUCCCCAGUGACCCAAGAAGUAGAGCUGGUAGAUGGACUCAAAUGACCUGUGAGUCAGGAAGCAAUGGACCAUAAGAUGAAAAGUCAAUUGACCUUUGACAUUAGGAUGUACUUCACUGUACAGGUUUGAGAGUAUAAUCUGACUCAUUACAGUAUUUAGUCCUCUGAUUAUGUCUAUUUUUAGAAUGAUGCUUCUCAGAGGCCCUGUUUUGCUUGGUUAUAAAGAAUGUCUGAGUGCUAGCCCAGCACAUGGUAAGGUUAAGCUUUAGUAACGUGCCAGGGUGCCAGCCAUCUUGUUCUGAGCCAGACGGCUCUAGGCGGCUCCAGCAGUCGCUCAUUGACAGGCCCAGUUAGCACAGCUGUCUGUGAAACUGUGAAUCCUUUAUUUGUCUCUCUCUCGCUCUGUUUGGAAGGUCGUCUCAGUUGGAGUCAUUCCAAAUUAGCUACACCUCAGGUGUUGCUGUACAAAUUGAAAGGAAAUUAAUAACGAAGUGCGUGUGUGCGUGUGUGCGUGUGUGGUCGGAAUGUAUUGCAUUAAAAGUGCCAUGGUACUAAUUGCUGUUUAGCCUGUGGUGCUUCCAGCUCACUCAAUCACCAUGUAACGCCUUCAUCGUUUGUCUACUCAGUUUAUUUUCUCUUCUGCCUGCAGGUGAGAAUUCUAUUGAUGGCUAUCGUAAAAGCCUGAUGUUUUAUUAAUAAGAGAGAGCAGGGGAGUGGGGAUCGCAGUGUGGAAAUAAGGAAGGCAUGUCUCUGCAUGGGCCAAAUCUGGAAAAUUAAAUGAGUUCUGUUCAACCAAAAAAUUGUCAAAACAAGUGGUGUGUUUUGAGAAUCCAUGGGGUUCUUCUCUUUCUCCUGUUCUCUCUCCUGUUGUUUUUCUCUCUCUCUUGGCUUUCUCUCUUUUGUCUCGCCCUCUCCGGUCCUCACUCUCUCCUCAUUCAUCUCCUCCAACAGAAACAGAGACGUGUGUGUGUGCGCAUGUGUGCGCCUUCGUGCAUUUGUGUGUCUGUAUGGACCACUGAUGUCUCUCAGUAAUAAUGUCCUUUGUGUUUCCCUGCUGGGCUUAAACACAGUUUAGCACCAGCCGCUAAAUGGCUAACCCCACCCUCAUCCCAAAGCACAUUUAUGGCUAGUUUGGUUAGUGCCGUUGCUAGGCCAAAUGUUAAACUCAGUCCCUCAAGCGUUGUGGACAGUGAUGAGCUCUCUCCAUAUUACACCCUUAUAACAACCUCAUAACACCCUUAUUACACUGCUCCCCUUCACUGUUAGACUGACACUUGUACCUGGAGGGUACAUGUCUGCAUUCAAGGGUUACAUGAGGUCGCAGAGGUCAAAUUACCUUGAUGUCUGGGGUCACCCAUCCAGUGGGCCAGGAGCUGGGUAAAACAGGAACUGGAGGAACAGUUCUCUAAACUCUUUGUGACCCAGAGCAGACAGGUUGGUGAAAGGCAUGGGGGUUCAUACUCAUACUAGGGGGCUGUUUGGGUAGGCUGAUCCACUGACAAAUUGAACCAUGUUUCACAGUUGUUAUCUGAGACCUGGCAGACUGACUAACUGGCUAACAGACUGACAGGCAGACAGACUGAAAAAUGUAUACAUUCGUUUUAUUAUUUUUUAUUGUUGUGUGAAAAGGAAGUGGCCCUGCAAUACAGGAAACAGACCACCGCUACCGUGUUCCAAAAUCCAAGAUUUCCCAGGGCCGUAUUCCCAAUGCUCCAAACCUCCGACUCCGCUACAGCAGUUAGGAGUCAAAACAUCUCCAGCUUUAGAAUCAAUGGGUUCCAGGAAGCUGAGUGGGGCUGCCUGCGUCUCUUCCUCCACUCCUCUCUGUGUGUGUGUGUGUGUGUGUGUGUGUGUGUGUGUGCGUGUGCGUGUGCGUGCAUGUGUUUGUUUUAUCCGGAGCCUGACGGGGUGUUUAGGUUAGCCAUGACGUCAUGGCCACGGCAGCGAGAGUGUGUGACAGACGGAGAGGACACACAGCUGGCAAGGGGGCACAGGGGUCUCUGCGGAGAGAAGAACCAGAACCUUCAGGCUGUGUGUGUGCAAUGCAUGUGCGUGCUCACACACCAGAUAUGUCUGCAGAAUCAGACCAAUCCUUUAUAACUGUGUUGUUUAGACCAUACACAGACUUAUUGUAGACUUCUCUCUAGUCUACUCUAUCCUUUCAGAGCAGAAGCAGAUGGCAUUCUUCUUCCAUAAAACCUCUGGUUCCUGCCCUGGUUCUCUGAAUGUCUUCUACCAGACCAUAGGGCUGGUGUUCAAGCCAUUCUGCUUGCUGUGGUGGUCCAGUGAUGGCUGUGCCGAUUAGGGAGCCAUGAUAUGAUGGCAUGUUUGAUACAGUGCAUUUGGAAAGUAUUCAGGCCCCUUGACCUUUUCCACAUUUUGUUACGUUACAGCCUUAUUCUAAAAUUGAUUAAAAUGUUUCCCACCCCACCUCAUCAAUCUAUACACAAUAGCCCAUAAUGACAAAGCAAAAACAGGUUUUUUUUCACAUUUUUGAAAUGUAUAAAAAAUUAAAAAUAAAAUAUUAGUAUUCAGACCCUUUACUCAGUACUUUGUUGAAGCGCCUUUGGCAGCGAUUACAGCCUCAGGUCUUCUUGGUAUGACGCUACAAGCUUGGCACAUCUGUAUGGGGAGUUCUCUUUCUUUCUGCGAUCCUCUCAGCUCUGUCUUGUGCCAGGUGGUCCUCGUAGCUCAAUUGUGGCACGGCGCUGUACCCAGGUAGUUGGUUCAUCCCGGACCACCAUACCAAAAUCUCAAGCUCUGUACCCUUGGAUAAAACGUCUAAUGGCAUAAAUUAUAUUAUGGGGAGCAUUGCUGCAUAGCUAUUUUCAGGUCUCUCCAGAGAUGUUCAAUCGGGUUCAAGUCUGGGCUCUGGCUGGGCCACUCAAGGACAUUCAGAGACUUGUUUUCCGGAGCCACUACUGCUUUGUCUUGGCUGUGUGCUUAGGGUCAUUGUCCUGUUGGAAGGUGAACCUUCGCCCCAUUCUGAGGUCUUGAGCGCUCUGGAGCAGGUUUUCAUCAAGGAUCUCUCUGUACUUUGCUCCAUUCAUCUUUCCCUCGAUCCCGACUAGCCUCCCAGUCCCUGCCACUGAAAAAUAUCCCCACAGCAUGAUGCUGCCACCAGCAUGCUUCACCGUAGGGAUGGUGCCAGGUUUCCUCCAGACGUGAUGCUUGGCAUUCAGGCUAAAGAGUUCAAUCUUAGUUUAAUCAGACCAGAGAAUCUUGUUUCUCAUGAUCUGAGAGUCUUUAGGUGCCUUUUGGCAAACUCCAAGCGGGCUGUCAUGUGCCUUUUACUGAGGAGUGGCUUCCGUCUGGCCACUCUACCAUAAAGGCCUGAUUGGUGGAGUGGUGCAGAGAUGGUUGUCCUUCUGGAAAGUUCUCCCUCUCCACGGAGGAACUCUGGAACUCUGUCAGAGUGACCAUCGGUUCUUGGUCACCUCCCUGACCAAGGCCCUUCUCCCCCGAUUGCUCAGUUUGGCCGGGAGGCCAGCUCUAAGCAAAGUCUUGGUGGUUCCAAACUUCUCCCAUUUAAGAAUGAUGGAGGCCACUGUGUUCUUGGGGACCUUCAAUGCUGCAGAAAUGUUUUGGUACCCUUCCCCAGAUCUGUGCCUCGACACAAUCCUCUCUCAGAGCUCUACAGACAAUUCCUUCGACCUCAUGGCUUGGUUUUUGCUCUGACAUGCACUGUCAACUGUGGGACCUUAUAUAGACAGGUGUGUGCCUUUCCAAAUAAUGUCCAAUCAAUUGAAUUUACCACAGGUGGACUCCAAUCAAGUUGUAGAAACAUCUCAAGGAUGAUCAAUGGAAACAGGAUGCACCUGAUCUCAAUUUCGAGUCUCAUAGCAAAGGGUCUGAAUACUUAUGUAAAUAAGGUAUUUCUGUUUUUUAUUUGUAAUACAUUUGCUAAAAUUUCUAAAAACCUGUUUUCACUUUGUCAUUAUGGGGUAUUCUAAUCAAUUGUAGAAUAAGACUGUAACCUAACAAAAUGUGGAAAAAGUCAAGGGGUCUGAAAACUUUCCGAAUGCACUGUAAGUGAGGUUCAGGAAUGCCUCUGCCUCCAGGCUCCCAUCUGUCAGAAGGAACAUACCCACAUUUAUUUACAGAACUCUUUCCUUCCCUCCUUCUUCCCUCUUUCCUUCCCUACUUCUUCCCUCUUUUUUCUCUUUCCCUUGUCAGUUUCUCUCAUCUCGUCCCCUUGCCCUCCCCCUUUUGCCCUCACUCCUCUCUCCCCCUCUCCGUCCUCUCUCCCUCUUUCCCUCUCUCCCCCUCUGUUCUGUCAAUAAAGCCACACUGCCCCUCUCAGCACCCAGCUGCCUAACUACAGCCACAAUUUAUUUGUUCAUGUGAGCAGCCCUGACACGCUCUCUCUCUCUCUCUCUCUCUCUCUCUCUCUCUCUCUCUCUCUCUCUCUCUCUCUCUCUCUCUCUCUCUCUCUCUCUCUGCCUACCCUACUCUCUCCCUCUCUCACAUGAAUCUCUUUCUGGUCCACAUGUUCAGAUCUAUUCUGACCUCCUCUCAUCUAUCUCCUUUUCCUCAAAUCUUCUCACCUUUUACAUCCUAUGCCUUUCAUCAACUUCUCCUUGCCUAACCUCACCAACAGUAUGGCCUACUCAGUGUUGAUAUUGGAAUAUGCACCCUACAGAUCUUUAUUUAUUUAUUAGUCUUGUAUAGUCAACCUGACACUAGCAGCAUCCCUCUCAGCAGUAGAAAUACUGUUCUCCAGUCUUUCAGCUAUCCUCACCCAAAUAUUAUUCCUCCAACUGAUAAAACAUUUGGAUUUGCAAAUUUCCUCCGGACUCUCGGUCUUUGGGUGCAGAGUGUCUACUGUCUAUGCUCCAUUUGGAACCGUCUUUCCCCUAGAAUAGAUUAUUUUCCAGUCGGGGUACAAAGGCCCCCAAAACAACUUUGAUAGUAGGGAAAAUACUGAUUUGGAGUGGAUUUUGGGUGGUACUGCUGAUUCGGUCAAGCCAGGUCAGGUGUAUUGAUGCGGUACAGUUACUGUGGUGACCGGGUCAGGUCAGUGGUUGGCGUGGGAAAGGUUGAGAGGGAGGCGUGGUCAGAGUCCAACAGAAGUGUCUGUAGACGGAGGGUCACGUAG